Alligator sinensis (Chinese alligator) is the source of this 673-nucleotide messenger RNA. It is a transcript of the gene HOXA4, whose product is annotated as homeobox A4. Gene Ontology annotation, biological process: regulation of transcription by RNA polymerase II; embryonic skeletal system morphogenesis; anterior/posterior pattern specification. Gene Ontology annotation, molecular function: DNA-binding transcription factor activity, RNA polymerase II-specific; RNA polymerase II cis-regulatory region sequence-specific DNA binding. The record is from RefSeq and is a predicted model, not a curated record. Gene Ontology annotation, cellular component: nucleus. Lineage: Eukaryota; Metazoa; Chordata; Crocodylia; Alligatoridae. The annotation marks the transcript as partial. The transcript has 2 exons.
GCCGCCAAGGGCCCCCGCGGCCAGCCCCAGCCCCUGCUCCCCGGCCACGUCCUGCAGCGCCACUGCGAAGCGGCCCCGGCCGCGGCCGGCCCCGGCUGCGCCCUGCUGCCCGACAAGAGCCUGGGCGGCGCCAAGGGCAAGGAGCCCGUGGUGUACCCCUGGAUGAAGAAGAUCCAUGUGAGCACGGUCAAUCCCAAUUACACCGGAGGGGAGCCCAAAAGGUCUCGCACUGCCUACACCAGGCAGCAGGUCCUGGAGCUGGAGAAGGAGUUCCACUUUAACCGGUACCUGACCAGGAGGCGACGCAUUGAGAUCGCGCACACGCUCUGCCUCUCCGAGCGCCAGGUCAAGAUCUGGUUCCAGAACAGGAGGAUGAAGUGGAAGAAAGACCACAAACUGCCUAACACCAAGAUGCGCUCCUCCAACUCCUCCACCCUUAGUCAGCCAUCCAAAGCACAGACAGCGGGCCACCAUCAGCUGGAUGGCUCCACACCAAACUCCUCAGCGCUAUAAUUAUUUUUGAUACAUAGAGAGAGAGAGAGAAAUAUAUGUUUGUUUGUGUUUUUUUUCCCCAGCUGCCUAUUUUUGUUGCUGGUGGUUGACCAUUCGGACCAAACAACUGUGUAAAAAAAAAAAAAAAAAAGAAAAAGAAAGAAAAAGCCCAGAACAAAAA